AUGGACUCCGGGCCCGUGCAGGCGCUGCAGCUCCGGGACCAACCGCAGCCAGCGAGCGCCGCGACUGGCUCGGCCGCAGCCAAUGGGGCGGGCUCGGGCCUCCAUGUGAUGGCGAGCUCUCUCCCCCGCCGGCUCUCCCGCGUCUGUCGGAGGUCUGGGCGCUUCCGCCGCCGGGCGUGCUGGCCGGAGGGGCGGCGUGGCGAGUUCGGUGGCCCGGGGUCUGACGCUGGCGGCGGGAGGCUCCUGGACUGCGCGCAGGUGCAGCCGGCGGGGAGGGGCAGCCGCCGUAGCUCGCAGUCGCCCCAUCGCUCAGCUGAAAAACGCCCACCUGGACAGGGCGCGGGGCCCGGCGGCCAGUGUCGCCAGGCUGGCGCGAGGCCACCUCAGGAACCUUCAUCCCCCCCUGGGGCUAUCCUGUCAAUUCAAGCUCUGAUAGUGUAUUUCCCAAGCACGAACCCCGAAAGCCUUCUGCAUGCAAUUCUUCAUCUCAAAUUUGUUUCCAAGGAACCCAAGACUAUACCAUCUAUGAAGACGAGUAUUUUGUUUAUUUACUGCUAUAUCCCCAGUGCUCAGGACUGUGCCUGGCAAAUAGCGGUCACUCAUAAAAAUCUGUUUGAUGAAUAA
Balaenoptera acutorostrata (minke whale) is the source of this 624-nucleotide messenger RNA. RefSeq lists its product as uncharacterized. Bases 1 to 624 code for a protein of 207 amino acids. The record is from RefSeq and is a predicted model, not a curated record. The transcript is spliced from 3 exons. NCBI's taxonomy places the organism in Eukaryota, Metazoa, Chordata, Mammalia, Artiodactyla, Balaenopteridae.